This is a messenger RNA of Brettanomyces bruxellensis, 1602 nucleotides long. RefSeq lists its product as uncharacterized. Gene Ontology annotation, molecular function: phospholipid binding; inositol hexakisphosphate binding; translation initiation factor binding. Gene Ontology annotation, cellular component: nuclear pore; nuclear pore cytoplasmic filaments; cytoplasm. NCBI's taxonomy places the organism in Eukaryota, Fungi, Ascomycota, Pichiomycetes, Pichiales, Pichiaceae. The transcript has a single exon. Bases 1 to 1602 code for a protein of 533 amino acids. The record is from RefSeq and is a predicted model, not a curated record. Gene Ontology annotation, biological process: poly(A)+ mRNA export from nucleus; regulation of translational initiation; regulation of translational termination.
AUGAGAUUCACUCCACAUCGAGAUGAGGCAUUGCAAUUCAGUCUUGAGCCAAUAGACUCCGACUACGAUUCUGGAACAGAUAGCGAUAUUCUGGAUGAUUAUAGCGAUGAUGCGUCAUCAAAAAGCACAUUAGUGACCUCCGAGGGAGAGAAAGAUCGUGAUGUUGAUAGAACAUCAAAUUUUCUUUCCAAAUUAGGAUUGAGUGACAGAUUUCAGGCAGUCCGAGAUUUAGGAAGUGUUGCUCAAAUAUUAAGCGAUGGAGAUUUGCUCAGCACAGAUGAAAACAAAACACAGUUAAAGCCGAGAAAAAUAAUACGGCCAGCAAAGAAAGAGGAUGCACAAAAGAAAACAACAAUACUAGCGCGUAAGCUUGGAUCGCAAGUUUGUGAGUUGUAUGACGUCGACUACGAUUAUAUAAAAAGAAGCAGGCUUGAAAAACUGAAACGAGAAAAGGAGAAAGUCAAAGAGAUGAUUGCAGCGGAGAUGGAGAGACGAAGAAGGGAAGAGGAAGAGAGGAAGAUAAGACUUGAGGAAGAAAGAAAGAGGAAGGAAGAAGAGGAAAAAAGAAGGAAGAAGGAAGAAGAAGAAAAAAGAAAGCGGGAGGAGGCAGCAAGAAAAACAGAAGAAGAAGCAAGAAAGAAGAGGGAGGAGAUAAUGAAGAAGAAAAUCGAGGAAGCCAAGAAGGAGGCUGCUAAGAAGAAGACGGUAACAGACUUUACGUCUGUGGAGAAAGAGUUUGUGAAAUAUAAGCAGGACAUCAAGGACAUCAAAAAUGACAUUGUGCUUCGCGUGAAAAAGGAUACAGAACUAAAGAAGCAGAUCAACACGCAGAGGAGGAAGAUAAACCCGAAGUUUGGGCAGUUGACAAACAGCGUACAGCAACUAAGGCAGGUCACACAAGCGCUUGAACAACUUAUCCAGCAAACUAAGACCAAUGAGUUGGCAUUUAAAUGGAUACUCAACUUUGUAGCUAAGGCCAUAAUCCACCAGGCUGAGAUUGAAGUGGCAAUACAUGGAAAAGCUGCUCUUCCACUUGGAUCUCUAGCUUUGCAGCUUUUGCUGGUCUUCCCAGAACUUCAUUAUUACCUAAUGGCUCGUUUCGUGAAGAAAUGCCCACUGGUGAUUGGGUACACGUGCGCAAUUGACACGGAAGAAGGACGAAAGAGAAUGGGAUGGCGGAAAGACGGCGAAAAAUGGGAAUCAGAGGAGAGAUACAACGAAAGACUCGGCGGUAUAUGUACUCUUUACUCUGUUAUGAGUAGAUUAUCGAUAGAUAUGUCUUUCUCAGGGUAUUCGGCUGACUGCAGGCAUCCUCUUCCGAUUUCCAAGAGCUGGAUAAUGAUCAGUCGACUUUUGAAUACACCUCUGAAGUUAGUGACAAAUGUUCACUUUGCGGUUGCUGGUUCCUGGUGGGAUGCAUGCGCUUCCCAGCUAUUGCAAGCUUACGGAAUGCAGGCGAAGAAGCUUUUACAGUUGUUGUGGAACAACUGGACUUCUGCCGUUAGUGAUAGGAGAUAUCCAGCAGCUGCCCGAUUACGGCUUCAGGGAGAAGAUUGGACUCAGCAUGGAAAGAUUGAAGAAUUUCCGGCUAUGGAGGCAUGA